UCUGUACCCGCCCCGCUUACAAAGACCCGCGGUCUUCGGUGCUGGCCUCACCGCUGUGUGCCUAGCUCUUUCAAGCACUGCUGCGCCUCGGGGCCCAGGUUUCAAGAGAAUCUUCAAAAUGCCAUCUCAAAUGGAGCAUGCCAUGGAAACCAUGAUGCUUACAUUUCACAGAUUUGCGGGGGACAAAGACUAUUUGACAAAGGAGGACCUGAGAGUGCUCAUGGAAAGGGAGUUCCCUGGGUUUUUGGAAAAUCAAAAGGAUCCUCUGGCUGUGGACAAAAUAAUGAAGGACCUGGACCAGUGCCGAGAUGGCAGAGUGGGCUUCCAGAGCUUUUUAUCGCUAGUUGCAGGUCUCAUCAUUGCGUGCAAUGACUAUUUUGUAGUACACAUGAAGCAGAAGGGGAAGAAGUAGGCCGAGUGGAGCACUGACGCUCCCUCCCUGAUGCAUGCUCUCCUACAGCAUCACUUGAGGAAUCUGUCCCGCUACUUCUUGUGAGCAGAUCGGGACCCUUAAGAAAUGUGCAAAUAACAUCCAACUCAAUUCGACAAGCAGAGAAAGAAAAGUUAAUUCAGUGACGGAGAAGCUUUUGAGUUUUAUACUGUUUGCAUCCUGCUGCCCUCAAUAAAGUCCCUUUUUUUUUUAA
Messenger RNA from Psammomys obesus (fat sand rat), 644 nucleotides. RefSeq names its product S100 calcium binding protein A10 (gene S100a10). Gene Ontology annotation, molecular function: transmembrane transporter binding. The transcript is spliced from 3 exons. The record is from RefSeq and is a predicted model, not a curated record. The coding region runs from base 119 to 412 and encodes 97 amino acids. NCBI's taxonomy places the organism in Eukaryota, Metazoa, Chordata, Mammalia, Rodentia, Muridae. Gene Ontology annotation, cellular component: cytoplasm.